UCUGCAGUUAUAGUUGGGUGUCUUGGGGGCCUACAUUUCCCAUGAGCUCUUCCAUUCUGAGUUUUGCGGCUGCGCAAUAUCAUUUGAAAACUUGCAUGGUGAGGGACGCUGUGGAGGAGAAAGGCAACUCAGUGAGCUAAGCACAAUGGCGACGGCGGCGACAACAGCAGGCGGGACGGGUUCAGGCGGUUCAGCCGCUGGUCCAGUUGGUGGUGGAACCGCAGUAGCACGAAAGAAAGACGGCGGUCCUUCAACAAAAUUUUGGGAAAGUUCAGAAACGAUUUCUCAGCUUGAGACAGUGCGACUUUGGAUCGGAAAGCACUACAAGAAGUAUGUUCAAAAUGACUCUCCAUCUAGUAAAUCUCUGGCUGGCCUGGUGGUCCAGUUGCUUCAGUUCCAAGAGGAUGCGUUUGGGCGCAGGGUCAACAAUCCCCCUCUUACCAAGCUACCUGCCAAAUGUUUCCUUGAUUUGAAGGCGGGAGGUACUCUCUGUCACAUCUUGGGAUCAGUUUACAAGUACAAAAGCGAACAGGGCUGGAGGAGAUUUGACCUGCAGAAUCCGUCACGAAUGGACCGGAAUGUGGAAAUGUUCCUAAAUGUCGAGAAGCACCUGGUCCAGAAUAACUGCUUGACUCGGCCCCUCGUCUACCUGUCACCAGAAAUUGAGCAAAAACAAGCCAGCAAGCUCAAAGAUAUCAUCAAAAGGCACCAGGGUUCCGUCACUGAGGAAAAGUCAAAAGCGUCUCAUCACAUUUACCCCUCUCUGCCACAGCAAGAAGAUGAGGAGUGGCUGCGUCCUGUCAUGAGGAAGGACAAGCAGGUUCUUGUUCACUGGGGCUUCUACCCAGACAGCUAUGACACCUGGGUAUCAACCGGUGAGGUGGAUGGUGAUGUGGAAGAUCCUCCUAGCACUGAAAAAGCCUGGAAGGUUCAUGCCAAGUGGGUUUUAGACACAGAUACCUUCAAUGAGUGGAUGAAUGAGGAGGAUUACGAGGUGGAUGAGAGCAAAAAGCCGGUCAGCUUCCGCCAGAGGAUCAUCCCCAAAGAAGAAGAGUCUUCCCGUACACCCGAUCGCAAGGAGCGCAAGGCCAACUCUGCCGGCAAGAAGAGGAGACGCUCCCCCUCGCCCCCCAGCACCCCAGCUGAGUCCCGGAAAAAAGGAGGAAAGAAGGGGAACCCAGGGCCUCAUUGGAAGCGACGGGGACACAGAGAGGAGGAGGACACAGAGGAAGACAUGACAAAGGACAUGGAUGACUCCUCUGCUGGCGCCAGCAUGGAAGAUGGCUGUGUGUCCAAGAAUGCUAAUUCAAAAAAAGACAGUGAAAAUACUCCAGUCAAGGGAGGGAAUAUGGCAGAUUUGGAUGACAUGGAAGAUGAUUCUGUGCUGUCCGGUGGAAAGGAUGAUGAUGAACAAGGCAAAGGAGAAAUCAGUCGGAUGGAUGCUGGAGAGGACAACGUAACUGAACAGACACAUCACAUCAUCAUUCCCAGCUAUGCUGCCUGGUUCGACUACAACAGCAUUCAUGAGAUUGAGAGAAGAGCUCUUCCAGAGUUCUUUAAUGGGAAGAACAAGUCCAAAACUCCAGAAAUAUACCUGGCCUAUCGGAACUUCAUGAUUGACACGUAUCGGCUGAACCCUCAGGAGUACCUGACCUCCACCUCCUGUCGCAGAAACCUGACUGGGGACGUCUGUGCUAUCAUGAGGGUUCAUGCAUUCCUGGAGCAGUGGGGUUUGGUCAAUUACCAGGUGGAUGCUGAGAGUCGCCCGCUACCCAUGGGCCCCCCUCCUACACCCCACUUCACAGUGCUGGCUGACACCCCCUCUGGCCUCAUGCCCCUCAACCACCGACCUCCACCUAUUCCUCCUCCACAGCCAAUGCCCAACUUUGCAGAUAAGGCCAAAGACAAACCAAUUGACCUGCAGAACUUUGGCCUCCGCCCAGACCUCUACAAGAAAAACGCCAAGCAGGGAAAAGGAGCCAGCACCACCAGAGAAUGGACUGAGCAAGAGACUCUGCUGCUGCUUGAGGCCCUGGAGAUGUACAAAGACGACUGGAACAAAGUGUCGGAGCACGUUGGUUCACGCACCCAAGAUGAAUGUAUCCUGCACUUUCUGCGGCUGCCCAUAGAAGAUCCAUAUCUCGAAAGCACAGAAACGUCUCUGGGCCCUUUGGCCUACCAGCCUAUUCCCUUCAGCCAGUCUGGAAACCCUGUAAUGAGCACAGUAGCCUUCCUGGCUUCUGUUGUGGAUCCCAGAGUGGCAUCUGCUGCAGCCAAGGCAGCUUUAGAGGAGUUCUCUCGUGUGCGUGAGGAAGUUCCAGCCGAGUUGGUGGAAGCUCACGUCAAGAAGGUGCAGGAGGCAGCAAGGAGCACAGGCAAAGUGGACCCCACAUUUGGCCUUGAGAGCAGCGGCAUUGCUGGAACGGCCCCCGAGGAGCCAGAAAAAACAGAAAGCACAGAACCAGAAAAGAUGGAAACAAAUUCAGACUCCCAGCAGGCUGAUAAGGCUGAGCUGAAGGAUGAGGCAGAAAAGCCCAGUGAGUCUGCAGAGAAAAGCGACAAGAUGGAGACCGCAGAAAAGGUGAAGAAGGAAGGAGCAGAGGCAUCAGAGCAUGAACAGGAGAAUGAGGAGGAAGGGGAGACUAAAGCAGCUUCAACAGAUAAAGAUAAGGAUGAAACUAUGGACUCCUCAUCUUCAGAGCAAGAGAAGGAUAAGGAGGAAAAGGCAGCUAAUGAGGAGGGAGAUGAAAAGCAGAAAACGUUGGAACACGACAUUGGAGAGGGAAACAUCGCUACAGCUGCUGCUGCUGCUCUUGCAUCUGCUGCCACCAAGGCUAAGCACUUGGCAGCAGUUGAGGAAAGGAAAAUCAAGUCUCUAGUUGCUUUGCUCGUGGAAACCCAGAUGAAGAAGUUGGAAAUCAAGUUGAGACACUUCGAAGAGCUUGAGACCAUCAUGGACCGUGAGAAAGAAGCUUUGGAGCUUCAGAGGCAGCAGCUCCUCACCGAGCGGCAGGCCUUCCACAUGGAGCAGCUGAAAUACGCUGAGAUGAAGGCGAGACAACAGAUGGAGCAGCAGGCCGCUGCUGCCGCUGCCGCCGCCACCGCCGCCGUCCAGGCACAAGGUCAGGGUUCUGGAUCAGGCCCCCAUCCUGCUCCAGGCCCCCAUCCUGGCCCUCCUCCACAUGGUAUGCAUCAUGGCGGGCCCCUGCCCCACCAUGGAGGACCUCCUGCUACCCACCUUGGAGGACCCCCGCAACACCAUGGAGGGCCUCCUCCCCACCACGGUGGACCCCCACCGGGUGCUGCAAUGCAUCCUGGAUUUCCCCCAAUGGGCCACCACACCAUGGCCCCCCAUCACCCAGGACAGACAGGACCGAUGGAACCGGGUCAGCCAAUGCCAGGACGCAUGCUGACCGGUCCACCCUCUGGCGGCCCACCUCCAGGGGGCAUUCCUCCCAUGAUGCCCCCACGUCACCCUGGAGCCCCCAAUGGCAUGUAUCCUGGUCCCCCACCUGCACAGCCUGAGGCAGUGCCUCCUGCACCCGUGGCUCCUCCAGCACCCCCGAGUGGACGAGUGUCUGACAAUUAAGACAUACAUACAGAAAAAGCACACGUGCAUAAAGCUAAAACUCUGUCUCUGGCCUUUGCUUGUCGCUACGUUUUUCUCCCUCGCAUUCAAGAAACCAUAAACUUUACCCCCCCUGACACACAAACCCACACUCUGGGUUCCUUGGCAAAAAGGACCCAACUUCACAAACACAUGCAGACUUCCUCUCAGGGCACAGCGGCGAGGUAAUAAACACUGUUAUACACUCUGUUGAGCAAAAGUAAGGCUGAAGACAACAACCCUGUGUAUAAAAAAAACCAAACAAGGAGACAGAAAAUAUUUUUGAAAAAUUCUCCUUUCUCAGCUUCUUUUUUUGUUCGAAUGACACUGUAACGCUUUCCAGAGUAACAAAAACAAACAGGAAACAUACAUGCUCACCUGUACCCCCUUUUCUCUUAGAUAUAAACCUCGAGGGGAUGCUUGUGAGACCAGUCCGUGUGCUUAGUAGUCUGAGCUAUGACAUGUGAGGCAGUCAUCAGAUUCAGUGAAUACCGUGAAUAAUAAAAACAUGGUGGAUAAAGCCUGCCCUCGCUCCUGCUGAGUAUCUACCUCUCGCACUUCUUUAAAUGAUACACUGUAGUUCUGUGUGUGUGCGUGUGUGAAGACAAAUGGAGGAUUGAUUUUAGUCUGUUUGUUUUUUAAGGGGUUUUACCUUCUGCUGAAGUUACAGAAAUUUAAACUGUAGAAUAAAAAGACAAAACGUUACUUAAUGAUUUAGCUUCAGACAAAAAGCCUAGUAGGUCAAAUGCUGCUGGAAAGACUGUUAUUUUUCUGAUGAGGUGCAUCCAAGUUCUUCGUCUGGUAGGUGUAAUAAGUUAUUCAGUCCAUGGCAACUUUUUGUUGCCCAUCAAAUUAAAUGUCAGAAAAUAAUGCAAGAAUUGUCUAAAUGAAUCAAGUUUUGUUUACUUACCUUGAUCGAAUUGUAAAAGGUGAAAUACCAGCGUUGUUCCUAUUAAGUUCAAAUGAAAACCCGCCCAGUUGCUCUGAUCUUCUGACAUAAACUUUGUGUUUAAUGUUGGUUGAUGAUUUCACUGAAUUUAGAGUUUACUGAUAGGAAACUACAGUCAGGUGCAGGCUGACCUCAUUCUGCUAAAUCUGAAGCAUUAUUUCAAAUAAAUUGGCAGCAGUGACAAAAUUUAAAUAAAUAAAGUUUAUAAAAAAUGGUGUUUUAGAACUGAUAACUGAAAUAAAACUUAAUUAUCUUUAUGGUAAAUAUAAAAUUGUUUUGUUUACAGAUCUGAUUAGACCAUAAAGGAUUCCCAGAUGGUUAACAUUCCUCCUUCUGUCUCAGCACCCAGAGCACUGUAACACACACAGAAAUGUAAGCUAAGCUCAGGCAAACACUGGGGGCUGCAUGCACACACCCACGUCUUGGUUAAAACCUGACCCACACAAACACACACAACCCCUCUGCUGACCUUCACACAGCCUUUACGUAGUGAGACGCUGCGUUUCUGCUCGAACGAGACUGAGCUCUUCCUCAGCACCGUGGGUAUUCUGGUCACUCUUUAGGUGCUGCUACUGUAGCUAUUCAACCCCCUGUUUCUCUGCUCAGUUUCCUCACGCCUAGUACUGCCUACCUCGCUAACGCCUCCUCCUCUUCCUAAUAUCACUUUUUGUUUUUCGGCUACUAAUCUUUGUAAAACUUCAAUAUUCUUCUGCAGUCUUAUACAUCUGUGAACUAAGCAAAGAAAAAUAUGGAAAUAAUGAUGCAUUAAUCAUUCAAAUUGCUGUUAAUGUAGUCCAUGAGUAACAUCGUUUGGUGUAAAAGUAUAUUGUCGAAAUGUGAUGAAAAAGUUUCAAUUUUUUGGCUUUACUUCACCAGGAGCUUAAAAAAUGUUUCCAAAUAUUAACAGCCAUUGCUGUAAGAUGUUUUCUCAUCAUUGAGUCAAGUUGUCAACAUUUAAACUUGUAGAUGUAAAAUUUGAUCUGUUUGGCAUUUGAUUCCAGUUUCCUAUGUACAAAUUAUUUAAUAUAAAAUAAGUCACAUGUUCACACAAGUUGCUAUUAAACCCAAAAACGGUACCUUAGCUUAAAACUGUUACUCCUUCUUUUUAGCGCUGUUGGCAUCUCUGCUACCUCUUCCUCAUUCAUCUGCUAGCUACCUCUUCUAGAAAUCGUUCUCUUGCUCUCUGCUACCUCUCGCACCCUGUAGCUACCUCUCGUUAGCCUUUCCUUCCCUUUUCAGUCUUUGUUUUUGAGUGCUGCCCACAUGACUGCUGUCCCUGCUGUGCUCUUGUCCCAGGCUGCAGGAAGAAGAAAACACAAACGUUCGUUCGAUCGUGCUCUCAUUUGCCCUUUUUUUUUUUUUUUAUCAUAUAUGUAUUUUUUCCUGUGUUAACAUCUUACUAGGUGUGUGAUUUAUCUUCACUUAAACAUGACAUAAUUCCCUUACAUAUAUUAUCUUUCAUGGAUGCUUUUUUGUGUUGAUGGUAAUGUAUUUUUAAGGAGACGUUUUGUGUAGAUGGAAGUUUUCUCUGUUUGUAGCAUUUGUUUUGUUUUCUUUUUAUUUUGUAUGGGGUCUGUUGGUAUUUGGACCUAGACAGUGUCAAAUAAACAGUUUUCUAAUAA
Girardinichthys multiradiatus is the source of this 6178-nucleotide messenger RNA. It is a transcript of the gene smarcc1a, whose product is annotated as SWI/SNF related, matrix associated, actin dependent regulator of chromatin, subfamily c, member 1a. NCBI's taxonomy places the organism in Eukaryota, Metazoa, Chordata, Actinopteri, Cyprinodontiformes, Goodeidae. Gene Ontology annotation, molecular function: nucleosomal DNA binding; histone binding. Gene Ontology annotation, cellular component: npBAF complex; nBAF complex; SWI/SNF complex. The transcript has 28 exons. The record is from RefSeq and is a predicted model, not a curated record. Bases 146 to 3589 code for a protein of 1147 amino acids. Gene Ontology annotation, biological process: positive regulation of DNA-templated transcription.